This is a messenger RNA of Oryza sativa Japonica Group (Japanese rice), 4603 nucleotides long. The record is from RefSeq and is a predicted model, not a curated record. Lineage: Eukaryota; Viridiplantae; Streptophyta; Magnoliopsida; Poales; Poaceae.
UUUUCCUAAAGAGAGGCCUCCACUUCUACCACACAGAGCCAAACAGAAGAUCAAACUACCUAGUAAGACAAAAGCCCAUAAUUGACUAUCUCCAGUAAACGCCAUCAGCCAUUGAGCAGUCUUCUCUGUCCAAGACGCCACCCAAAUUGCGAUUUAAAAACUUCACUUGCUAUUUGCUUUAGCAAUUGUACUCCCCAUUGCAACUUUCCUUGCCUUUCCUCCGAACUCUGCAAAAUGGCCCAAUCCAACAUUAGAGAGCAGGCAUUAUACAAGAUAUCAACAAGGCUAUUUGGUAAAAUAUGAUCAAAGCAGGCUUUAUUUCUUGCUUUCCAAAUAGCCCAGAUAACAGCUGCCACACCCACUAACAUCAGUUGUUUUGUUGUUUUAUCACAAGUUUGAAUCCAAGAGCUUGGAAAUAAAUUGUUUAGUUGAUAUUUCUUUUCGCGAACGUUUUAGUUGAUAUUUCUUGUCAUAUUGGGCACUGAUCUACCCAGAAUCUAACCCAUUCCAGUUAAUUUUCCUGUAGAACUCAACUUUUCAGGAAAUGAUCAUAUCAGGAAACUUUCCAUCCAGUCUGUUUGUAGCAUUGAUGGCAACCAUACUGUACGACCAGGAGAAUGCCAUUUACCAUCGUAGACCUAAUUGCUAAAACAAAAGGAGAAGAUCUGCAUGUUCCUCUCCGGUCAGGCUUGGCUGAUUAUCAUGGCCAAUCCGCCACCGGCGGCCGGCUGCAGCAUCAGCAUGCAUUUCAUCAGUAAGCCUGAGAGGAAGCAUUCCCUAUCAAAGUAUUGUAGUAUGUCAAUAUCAACAGUAUCUAUUGCCGUUUGGACCAUUUUUUAUUGUCAAAGUUUCACUUUGGACCAGUUUACUCUCUCUAUAUUUUUUUGGGUAGUUUUGAUCAUCCCGACUCCUUCUCUAGCCAUGUCUAACCAUCCAUCCAAUAGAGAUAUGACUUGUACAUGGGGGAGAGAGUCCAUUGUCGUGCUAGAGCCGAUGUGCUUGAGGUAACUAUGUGCAGAUGUAGUGCUUCUUCCAGGAAGAAAGCACCACAAACAGCCUUCUCUUCCUCAUUUGGUAUCAGCUAAUGCUAUUUAAUGACGCUUUAGUCUUCAAGUCAAACUUAUAAUGAAUUGCUAAUGUUAGUCUUUUUUUUUUUUGAACUAGUAGAGCAUUGCUCCCCCCAUUUCCAUUAAUAAAAUGAGACAGUAUUACAGGUCUGGAAAUGUUAGUCUUAAUGCUUCUAAGUUCUAAUCAUAUAGCUAGUUUGAAUAUGAGACUCCAAUAAUAGGACAGCAGCAAGUCGAUACUAGGGACAAUGUAAUGUCUAUUACUAGCAGACAAUGGCUCCAAUAUAUCCAAACCAUCUUGCUCGUUUAUCACCACCUUUAUACUAGCCAAAAGACCUAGACAAUGAUCAAUUUGAUCAUAUGAGGAGCAAAUUAAUCACAAGUGUUUCCUCACAAAGUGUUACACCUUCCAUCCACCAACCUGUUCUGUAGCUUACCACUGAAACACACGGCAGGUAGCAUUGACCAAUUACUGUACAACCUGAAGAAUGCCAAUUUCCAUGCCAUCUACCAUUGUAGACCAAACUGCAGAGCAAACGGAAAAGACCUGCUUCGUCGUCCUCCUCUCCGGUCAAGCCUGGAUGUUUAUCACGGCCAACCUGCCGCCGGAGUGCUAUAAAACCGAUGGCCGGUCGGCUGCAGUAUCAGCAUGCAUUCCUCAGCUGACAGUCAGUCACAGGCAGAGUGAACACCAUAUUGCUUGCAGAGUUGCAGGCUUUCAUCAGCAGCUGAGGUAAGAGACAGUGUCAGCUGCUUCAUCUGAAAACCUACAGAAAUCAAGCGGUUGGGAGUUGAAAACCUGUUGCCUAGCAAUGGCAGCAAUGCAACAGAGAGGCAGACUGCAGCCGGCUGGGCUCUACAGAGGAGUAGGCCACCAAAAUCCAGCUCCUCAGCCAGCAAGAAGCAGAACUACUACCACGAUUCAUGGAGGAGGCUACCAAAAGAGCACUGGUGUUAGGAGCCACCAAAAACAAGCAGUUGUUCAGCCAACUGUAAGACCAUCAUCAUGGCUCCCUGGAGGAACUUACAGGAAACCUGUUACCUUCAAAACUCAAAAGCCACCAAAACCAGCCAUUGCUAAGCCGGUUGUAAGGUACAUUGAUACUAGUUUUAUACACUCUCUUCAGUAGGUAACGCUUUACAAUGUUAAUUUGUGAUACUAGUACCUUGUCUGUGGUUUGGCUCAUUGCCUCCCUUCAUUUCUUGUUUGCCUUCUUUUGUUCAUUCUUGCUCAACUUGAAGUUCAUGUUAGCAGACCAAGGCCGUCAAUUCAGCAAGGGGGCUACCAAAAAAAUGUCAUUGGUCCGCAAUCCAGGACAAAGCCAGCACCUCAUCUGCAAUUUAGGAAGCCUGAAGGCCCCAUUUCCAUUCCAGAAGUAAGCAUUUCAUAAAACCACGAUAUCCAUAUCUUAAUAGAAUAGAACCAGAAAACAUCUUAUUCAAAAUGCAUUUGCUAACCAGAAGAACCAUGAGCACCAUGAGCAGAAUAAGGUUAAACCUGCCAGCUCUAGUGGCAAGGUGAAGUUCACCGAGUUCAAAACUUCAGAUAUCGAUGCUGCGGUCAGCAAACCAGUGAUGCGGCUCCAUGAAAUGAAAGAUUAUAGUGUGUACAAGUCAAAAUUCGGUGCUAUCAUGCUUCCAAAAGAGGGAGCUUCACCAAGCAUGGAAGAGUUUACUUGAGCUGUAAGUACAAUUGAACACUCAUUAUCUAGAAAAGAAGUACCAUUGAACACACAAUAAUAAUAUAGUAUGCUUUCUUCCCCGACCUGGCGGGCUAUCAUCUAUGGGUUGGAGUUACUGAAGAAGGGGAUAAUUUGGAGGGUCGGUAAUGGUCAGUCUAUACGCAUGUGGAGAGACCCUUGGAUUCCUCGGGAUCACUCGAGAAGACCAGUGACGAUGAGAGGAAAUUGCAGACUGAAAUGGGUCUCUGAUUUAAUAGGGCAAGAUGGUACCUGGGAUGUUGCACAGAUCAGGAGGUGCUUCCUGAACAUAGACACUGAGUUAAUCUUAUCGAUUUGUCUUUCUCCCCGCCAGGAAGAAGACUUUCUAGCUUGGCACCUUGACAAGUUUGGGCGGUUCUCAGUCCGGAGUGCUUAUAAUCUUGCCUGUAGGCUGGCAAAUACUGAAGGAUCCUCAAGUUCCUCUGCUUUGCAUUCCCGCAAAUCCUGGGAUUUAAUUUGGAAGUGUAAGCUCCCACAGAAGAUUAAAAUCUUUGCCUGGAAAGUGGCCUCCAAUUGUUUAGCUACCAUGGACAACAAAAGGAAAAGGAAGUUGGUAAACUCUGAUAUCUGUAUCAUCUGCAACAGAGAGGUGGAGAAUUCUGUACACGCUCUCUGCAAAUGUCCCCGAGCCAGUGCCUUGUUGUCGGAUAUGGUACAGUCAGGUAACUUGUCGCUUGAUUUGGUGAAUUUCCAAUUCGGCAAUUACUGGCUGUUUGAUUGUUUGGAAUAUCUACCAACCGAAGAACAUGAGAUGUUUUUAUUAACUCUCUGGCGAAACUGGUAUGUGCGUAAUGAAAUCACACAUAAUAAGCCGCCUCCUCCGCUGGAAGUCUCCAAAAGAUUCCUGGAAAGUUAUAUUGCUACUCUAUUCCAAAUCAGGGAAUACCCCCACGCUGAUCUGGAAAAAGGUAAAACUGUUGUUAGCAGAUCUGUUAUAAGUGCACUUAGAAGAAGAGGACCAGAUGGUCCUCCUACUGCAUCGACCCGUUUGCACUGGGAGAAGCCGAGGCUGGGCUGGAUGAAACUUAAUGUAGAUGGCUCAUUUGAUGCUGAUCGUGGGAAGGGAGGUAUCGGUAUGAUUCUACGGGACAACAGUGGUAGUACAGUUUUUGCAGCAUGUAAGUCCCUGGAUAGCUGCAAGAAUGCCCUGGAGGCAGAAAUCCGAGCUUGCAUGGAGGGAUUGAUUUUGGCCCUGCAGUGGACUAUGCGCCCUAUCUUGAUUGAAACAGAUUGUGUUUCGCUAGUCAAUCUUCUGAAGGAAGGGAAUAGGGAUCUGUCUGAAUUAGCUAAUUUAGUCCAGGAGAUUAAACGCCUGUUGUCAGAGCGUAGGGAAGUGUUGGUUACCAAGAUCCAUCGUAGCCAAAACGGUGUUAGCCACCUUUUAGCUAAUAGGGCUAGGGCCGAUUCAAUUUCUGGGCUUUGGCCGGAAGGAAGUUGUAAUUUCAUUUCACAGCUAGUCUGUGAGGACGUUUUGAAUGAGUAAUACACUUUUUUCCCCGCAAAAAAAAAUAUAGUAUGCAUUCUGCCCUGCAUUUUUGCUCAGGUGCAUCUAGUAAUGGAUGAAAUGCAUCAUCAAUAACCCAAUAUUUUUCAGGAAAGGCGUAAAAAGCUUACGCAUCAUUACAUAUUUAAGAUUGGAAGGAAACAAAGACAAUAACCCAAUGUGACUGAAGUUUCCCAUUGAAAAUUGUUGAAAAUAAUGACAGCAAUAAUUUGACAUUGCAUGUAUAACAUUUCAAUAUGCAAUAGCUGUAUAUCUUCAUGCAAGUUAUAGAUAUUAUAUAUUCUUCUGUUUUUCUGACUAUAUCUCUGAAA